Rhineura floridana is the source of this 4523-nucleotide messenger RNA. It is a transcript of the gene PDLIM4, whose product is annotated as PDZ and LIM domain 4. Gene Ontology annotation, biological process: muscle structure development; heart development; actin cytoskeleton organization. Gene Ontology annotation, molecular function: muscle alpha-actinin binding; actin binding. Gene Ontology annotation, cellular component: stress fiber; adherens junction; Z disc. The record is from RefSeq and is a predicted model, not a curated record. The transcript has 7 exons. NCBI's taxonomy places the organism in Eukaryota, Metazoa, Chordata, Lepidosauria, Squamata, Rhineuridae. The coding region runs from base 221 to 1213 and encodes 330 amino acids.
UACCGCCGCCGCCUUCUCCUCUUCCGCCGCCGCCUCUCCCCUAUGUGGGGAAAGAGAGAGACGUCAGGCCGGGCCGGAGAUUAGUUGGCGCUUUAAGUGGAUUAGAAAGCAGCAGAGGUUGGGAGAAGAGAGCGGAGAGUGGGUUGAGCAAGCGCUGCUUUCCCCCUCUGACUUCACCCUCUCGUCUCUCUCUUUCUCGGGCGAACCGAAGAGUCCUGCCAUGCCCCAGACAGUGGCUUUGAAUGGCCCUUCGCCGUGGGGGUUCCGGCUGGUUGGAGGCAAAGAUUUCAGCACUCCGCUGACCAUUUCCAGGAUUAAUCCUGGAAGUAAAGCUGCCCUUGCCAACCUUUGCCCAGGUGAUAUCAUUCUGUCAGUUAAUGGUGAGAGCACAGAAAACAUGACACAUCUAGAAGCACAAAACAAGAUCAAAACUUGUCUGGAUAAGCUCACGUUGUCUGUGAACAGGACUGAAAGUAAGGCCUGGUCCCCAAAUAUUUUAGAAGAUGGAAAAGCACAAGCUUACCGAGUCAAUGUAGAACCAGAAUCACAGGAUAAUGGACCUGUUCCAAAUAGAAGACCAGCAACGUUUUUGCCUGGAGAAAAUCCAACAGACAACAAACAGAUAUCAAACUUGCAAUACAAUAACCCCACACGGCUAUAUACAAACAACAAUGCAGAUUCUAGUUUACCAUCACAGAUGGGGGGCCUCCAUAUCACAUCUUCCCACAGUGCUGACCCUUUAAGACCCCUCCCAAGAAACAGAAAUGGAAUUGACAUGGACUCAGAUGUGUACAAAAUGCUGCAGGAUUAUGAAAGGCCAGUUUCAGAACCUAAGCAGUCAGGAUCCUUCCGAUACUUGCAAGGCAUAUUGGAAGCUGGAGAGAAUGGUGAAAAACAUGACAGAUUGGUGAGUCCAAGACAUGUUAAAUCUCCAGUAUCUAAACUGGGUGGAGCCAUGUCUGGCUUGCAGAUGCUCCCUGAGUGCACCAGAUGUGGCAAUGGAAUUGUUGGCACAAUAGUGAAAGCCCGUGACAAGCUCUACCAUCCAGAAUGUUUCAUGUGCGAUGACUGCGGCCUCAACCUGAAGCAAAGGGGCUACUUCUUCAUUGAAGAACAGCUGUACUGUGAAAUGCAUGCCAAGGAAAGGGUUAAGCCACCAGAAGGAUAUGAUGUGGUUGCUGUUUAUCCCAAUGCUAAAGUUGAACUUGUCUAAAUAGAUACUCUUAUUUCCUGGAGAGGUCAAAAGGUGGCACACCCACCCACAGACACAGUCUCAGUUUUAAAGUAUGGCUGUAAUCAACUCCAAUUAUUCAAGUCUCAGUAAAAUGCCAUUUGAGAGAUAAAAAGGUUUACACUUGGGAUCGUAAAGGGAUAGUGCUGAAAGCCUCUGGAAAGGUUUUUCCCCCUUUUGACAUUGCUGUGCUGUUGUUUAGGUGGUGGUUGUGUGAGGUUUUUUUAAUGCAAAUAGUUUCCAUCAUAGCCCAGUCCAAAACCUAUGGAAAUAUGGGUGCUUUUUAAAACAUUGUUUCAUAUAAAACAAGUAUUUCUUUUAUUCUGACUCAUGUUAAAAUAUAAAGAAGUCUGUACGAAAGUUCAAAGACAGUAAGGCACUUUAAGAAAUGUAAUUGACAUUUUUACAUUUUAAAGCAUUGCAUUACACUUAUUUUUGUCAGUGAUAUAGAUGUCCCAUAAAUAUUGCUUGUGGCUUUCAGAAUGAUAGAAAAUUGAGACCAUCUGAAAUUUUUAAAUAUAUAGCUGGACAGAUAGGGUUCCACAGGAAACUUGGGAAUGAGCAGAUAAAUGACUCCUCAGAACACAAGUAAAACCUUUUAAAAGUGUCUUUUUUACAAUUGAUGCCUUUUGGUUACAUUUCUGUGUAGUAGUUGGAAAGCAAUGUCCUGCUUGCCAUUUCCAAACCAUACUAUAUACUCCAUCUUAGAAUAAUCAUUAACAUUUUUGUCAUUCUGAAGAUACAUGUCAGCAGCAGUCAAAGCUAUCCACUGGGGCUCAUUCUCCAAGACUGCCCUCCUUGCUAUCCCAGAGGAAAUAUUCUGGGAACCCCCCUGGAUGAUGCCCAGUAGUCUGAUAGUAGUGAGCCAACUGGAAAAGAAAUACAUACCCUGUUAAGCAUCUCAGGUCUUUCCAGAUCAAGAGGACCCUAAUUGUAAUCUCCAUUGUGGCACUGAGCUAUAACUGUGCAAACCACUUAUGUGCCCUGAAUAUAAAUUUAUAAGAAAAAAUCAGGUAUAUAUUGUACAUGUGGUUCUUUCUUUCUUUCUUUCUUUCUUUCUUUCUUUCUUUCUUUCUUUCUUUCUUUCUUUCUUUCUUUCUUUCUUUCUUUCUUUCUUUCUUUCUUUCUUUCUUUCUUUCUUUCUUUCUUUCUUUCUUUCUUUGAGAUAGCAUGGCCUCUCUUGAGAUAUUCUUGGUCACUGGAUCAUCUAGGCACCUACAUUCUUCCUUUUUUCAACUUUGAAGAAGAAUUUUAUACCCUAGCAAUAAACACUUUACUUAAACUCCUUUCAGAUACAUUGAAAUUGACUUAGAGUAUACAUUUCUAUGUACAGAAUGUCUAAAUUCAACCUAGAAUGAAAAAAAUAAUAAUUCCUUCUAGAUAAGUUUUUUUAGGGCAAGGCAUCAGACCUAAAUUUCAUUGAUAUUUAGGACCUUUCCAGACAAUCAUUAUAUAGUACAACAACUGCACAUUUGUUAUUUGUCACAUUUGAAAUUGUCAUGAUGAAUUGGAAUUGUUCAUUUCUUGAGAGGAAUUGUGUCAUCACCAAUCCUGAUAUAGAACUACCAAAAAAAACACACCCUAUAGCUUCUGAAUAGAAGGAUAUGGCUGAGACCUUACAGAAGUCAACUCUUGAACUCAAGUAUAAAUAAUAAAGAUUUGAGAAUGAGGUUGAAAUGCUCAGUGGCCCUAGUGCACUCUGAAACAGUGAUUGCCUUGGACAGCCCAGCUGCUGAAUGCUAAGUAUGAAGGGGGAAAUAAACCUUAUAUUUUGGCGAGGGUUUCUCCAACAUAAAAAAGAAAGUGCUACAUCUUAGGCAAUUUGGUCACUAUCUAGAAGCAGAGCCAGCAUGGAACAGUGGUUAGAAUAUUGGACUAGGACCUGGGAUUCACAUCCCUACUCAGCCAUAAAGCUCGCUGGGUGACCUUGAGAUUAUUAGUCUUUCAGCCUAACCUACUUUACAGGAUUGUUGUGAGGAUAAAAUGGGAAUGGGGGAAAUGAUGUAGACCACCUUGAGCUUCUUGAAGGAAAGGUGGUAUAUAAAUGUAAAAAUCUAAUAAUAUAAUUGGCAUGUCCUGUUCAAUGGCAGACUCUGUACAAGUAAUGAUACGAUCACACAUCACCAUGUGCUAGGCACAUGAAAUACAAAGAAACUCCCAUCAAGGUGGAUGUCAGAGAUAUUGUAGGACUACAUAAAGGGGCAGAUGUGCCAGUGGAGGCUGCUCCUUCGGGGCAAAUGGGGCACUGCCUCACCAACCUCAGUCUGCCCUCAACCAGCUGCCACCUGCCUGCUGUCUUACUUGCAACCAGUCCAAGGGGUGGCACUGCCUAUCAACUUCCUCCUCCUUAGUCUCAGGGUUGCCCUUGUAGAACUCAGCAAGAGGGGAAAUGGGGACAAAACUAGCAUCAGUUGCCUAAUCUCUCAUUGCCUCUCUAACUAUCAUUGGUUAGGACUGUACCUACUCCUGGGCUCCCUGCCUUCUGCCCCACCAGUCCCAAUGGCCACCAACCACCACUGAGAUGCACUUGUCAAAUCACAGACAUAUAAGAUACUCAACCUGGUGCACCUCCAUUUCCCUCCAAAAUGAUGGGGGUAAUGAGAGAGCUGACUGUUUACCACACUAGAUUUAUGGCAGUGAAACAUCAACAGCACUCAAGAUAAAGAAAGGCAACACUCACAGCCAUCUUUCUCUAAGGGUUCUGUUACAUUGCCUGCAGGUACAAAUUUAAUAAAUAUAAAAUGAUAAGCAAUAAAAGAUUUUGUGCAAAUAGAAUAUUCCAUUUGUUUAAGGGAUAAUAAACUCCUACACCACAAGAAGAGAGACGUACUUUACUAAGAGGCAGCAUUUCUUAUCGAUUUCACAAACACCAUUGCUAGAAAGAACAAAUGUGAACCCAAGUUGCUAUGUGUGAACAAGUCUGAUAUGCCUUAACUGAGAAAAAAAAUGUGGCAACAAAUUGGAAAAUAACUGCUGUCAAUUAAUCCAUAUUGCUCUUCAUACAGCUCCAUAUUUUCUAGGGCUGCCAUCUAGUUAAACACAUUUUAUCCAAUUAAUCAUGUGAGAUUUAGUUGAUUGACUGACUGAUUAAAUAUGCAUGAAGACUCAUACAAAAAAUAUUAGAUCUAAAAAAGCAUACUAUCUUUGUCUUUAGAUGAUGCAUACAUUUGCCACAACAGAAAUCAUUUUCAAAGAGACCAUUAUUUCUCCUGAAAGGGAUGCCUCUUAAGAUGUGCUUGUCAUCUACAGUUGUUAUAUGUGCUUGUAUUAAAAAUAAUUUCAGUUUUUAAAA